GUCGCCAGCACAAGCAACGCCCUCCUUUCUUUCUCCCUCCAUGGCUGGGAAACCGCGAAAAAGUCGCUCAGCCAGCGCCAGUGCCGAGACCAAAGCACCAAGAGGCAAACGCAGCGCCAGCGUCAGCGAGCACAAAGAGGCCAUCGAGACGACUGAACCACCCAGGAAGAAGGCAGCUCUGCUCGAAGACAACGAAGAGCCGGGGCCAGAGCCGACGGAACAGCUAGUGGCUCGCCUGGAGUUGAAGCUUCAGGAGCUGGGAGCGGAGAACGAGCGGCUGAAGGAGAAGGUGGAGAAGCUCCAGAUGGAGCAAGUCGACUCCCAGCCAAAAAACAAAAAGAAGAAGGCAGCGAAGGCCCAGCCGAAGGACAAGCCGGCGUCUACCAGAGCUCAACCUAAGAGAAGUCGACCAAGGGCAGAUCGGCGAAGGUUUAGCUUGAGAGAUUACACUUGAGCAGGCAUCCGUCCUCUUUGGCUAAGGACAUGCAGCUUGGAUGACGAGGUGGCACGCCCUGGCUCACAGGGAAUAAUAACGCAAGCUUCUCAUCCACGCUUCGUCGAUAAUCGUUUAAUUUUCUUCUCC
Molecule: messenger RNA, 583 nt
Organism: Phytophthora infestans T30-4
Lineage: Eukaryota; Oomycota; Peronosporomycetes; Peronosporales; Peronosporaceae
Exons: 1
Coding region: 41-454 (137 amino acids)
Source: RefSeq, a predicted model, not a curated record